AUGGUGUCCGCCGCAGCUGCUCCAUCGGCUGCUGCCCCAGCAUUGUCAUCUCACUGCGCAAGUGAUGCUCACCAAUCCACCUCGCUCUUAAGCACAGCUGCCGCAACCCCUCGUACCACUAACACGUCCAAAUCGUCAUCCUCGGCUGAGCAAGCAGACGACACUUUGCUCUCGCAGACACCACCACCUUCUCCAUUAAACUCGACGCCUCAAUCACAGUUGCAGUCGCAGUCGCAACUACCCUACACUCAUAGUCCCGCUCCCGCUCCUAUCUCCAUCCCCAACCCCAAUUUGCAGCAACAACAACGAAGAGCCUCAUCCCAAAGUUCCCUUUCGUCUUCGCCCCGUCGCUACCCUACAGAGUUGCAAGACUCAAUUCCUGAAGAAUGCGACGAGACGGAAAGCGACACACCAAAUGAGCCGACCACACCAGUAAGUGGGCGACAGUCGCGGGAUUUCCAUGCUAUUGAUCACCACGACACGGCCAAUAAUUCUCAACUCAUUGCUUUCUCUGAGAUCCCCGGGCACCCUGAUAUUUCCAUUACGCCGAUUAGUAAAACCGAGUCGAGGCCACCGCUGCUAGUCCAUACAGCAGCCACUCCUCCUACGCCCGGAACGCCCCAGGAACCAUUAACUAAGUCCUUCACAACCCACACUGAGUCGUCACGUCAACUGGAUAUAACAGACACCUCAUUUCCUCUCGAGCGACGUAAAUCGUCCGCCUUGAGUAUACGGGGAAAGAUGACGUCCCUUUUCAAGCGCACCAGCUCGAACGUCACCGAGAACUCGACCCUGGAGUUUAGACAGCCCAACUACAACGGCGGCUUCGAUAGUAACGAAACCACAUCUAUCAAGGUGACCCCCAACAGCAGUCGGCACUUCUCCUUCCACAGAUCUUCGGUUACGACACGGUCCAACACCCCACCUUCGCCAGGAUCGUCGCUCGAGAUGGCGCGCAUUUCCAAAGAAACCACGACGCGUCCGACGAUACCUGCACCUGGCGAUUUCUUCGACAGGCAGAAGAAUCGAGCGUCGACUGGUUUUUCGUUACAUUUGCGAGGCAGAAGCAAAGUCAAUUUUGCCAAUUCAGCCAAAAAGGUCCGUACGCGGAGCUUGGAACGUGGACGCCGCGCCAACGCCGAGGAGAAGAAGUCGGGUAACCCUUUGACGGAGAACUUGACGAAGCAUCCCUUGAUAUUCACCCCGGAUGCAGGUACUGGCAUGAAAGCGCGGCGACUCAGUUUGAGUCUGCCAGAUGACUUCACGGUUGAUAUCGCUGAGCUCACGAAAGAGUUUGAGUAUCAAAGCAAACUGCUGGGUCGCCACAAGCAUUUCGGCAAGGGUGCUACUUCCAAUGUCGCCUUGAUGCACCGCAAAGGCAUACCAACCGAGUUGUACGCCGUAAAGACGUUCCGCAGCAAAGGCAGCUCAGAGACCACGGCAGAAUACGAAAAGAAGAUCAAGUCGGAGUACAGCAUCGCCAAGAGUUUGCACCACCCCAACAUUGUUGAGACAUUUCGAUUAGCUACCGAGAAAGGUCGCUGGAAUCAUGUGAUGGAAUUCUGUUCCGAGGGUGACUUGUACAGCCUCGUGUCCAAGAAGUACCUCCAAGACGAGUCGCGCCAGCUCGACCGGUGCUGCCUGUUCAAGCAACUGGUUCAAGGUGUAAACUACUUGCAUUCGAACGGCAUUGCACAUCGCGAUAUCAAGUUGGAAAACCUUCUCAUCACGAAGGACAGCAAACUCAAGAUCACUGACUUCGGCGUCUCGGAAGUCUUCUCCGGCAUUCACCCAGGCCUGCGGGAAGCCGGUGGCCAAUGUGGUCAGGGGAUGAGUGACGAGAUCCGACUCUGCAAGCCUGGCAUUUGCGGGAGUAUGCCGUACAUUGCACCAGAGGUCAUCAGCAAGCACGGCGAGUACGACCCUCGGCCUUUGGAUGUGUGGAGCUGUGCCAUUGUCAUGAUUUAUCUCACGUUCGGUGCGAAUCUCUGGGACAAGGCGGAAGUGACCACCAAAGGCCCAGAGACCUACAAUAAGCUGGUACGAGGGUGGCAGAAGGUCAACGAAUUAAGGGUACAGGACCCAGAGACUUACAAGGAUGGAUAUCCCAAUAUCGACGCCUUCAACUUCUUCGUCAACCCGGUCCCGCUGCGCCGCCUUUUGUUGAACAUGCUGAACCCGGACCCUGCAAAGCGAGUUACCAUCAAGGACGUGGUCAACAACCGGUGGAUGAAGAAUGUCGAGUGUUGUCAACUGGAAAGUUACGACGACCCGGUCAAAUUCAUCGACGUGUCGAAAAAGAACUGCCUCAAGUCCACUGCUGGCAAGAUUUACUGCCAUAAUCAUCUACCGCUUCAGAGCAGUGGUCACGGGCUACCGCCAAUGCCUGGCAAGCAUGGCUACUGA
This is a messenger RNA of Pseudomassariella vexata, 2406 nucleotides long. Its product is annotated as kinase-like domain-containing protein. Gene Ontology annotation, biological process: intracellular monoatomic cation homeostasis; protein phosphorylation; intracellular signal transduction. The coding region runs from base 1 to 2406 and encodes 801 amino acids. Gene Ontology annotation, molecular function: ATP binding; protein serine/threonine kinase activity. Lineage: Eukaryota; Fungi; Ascomycota; Sordariomycetes; Amphisphaeriales; Pseudomassariaceae. The transcript is spliced from 2 exons. The record is from RefSeq and is a predicted model, not a curated record.